ACGCAGGCUGGAAGGUUGUUGUUUUUGUGCAGCGUUUAGAUAAAUAAAUUUUGUCCUAAAGUAGUGAUAAUCCUAUAUAUUUGUUAUUUAUUACAUUAUUUCUAAAUAAUAACGAGAAAUUUUAUAUACAGCAUUAAUAAAAAGAAAUUGUUUUUUCUACAACAGUCAUACAGUGUCACCAAGUUAGAAAUUUGGAUCCGCUGAAAACCGCAGAUCACCUUUCUCUAUUUUUGAUACAAAUCCUCGCAUCUUAACCGAAAUGGCCUAUCAGAGAGCUCCAACUGUAGUAGGAGUGCCUAACUUCAAUGCUGUAGAAGAUGCAGCAGCUUUGAGGGCCGCCAUGAAGGGCUUUGGUACAGACGAGCAAGCGAUCAUUGAUAUAUUGACUACCAGGUCCAACAUGCAGCGGCAAGCCAUAUCACAGGCUUUCACACGAGAGUAUGGAAGAGAUCUCAUUGAAGACCUGAAGUCCGAAUUGGGUGGUCACUUCGAAGAUGUAAUUGUGGCUCUGAUGACUCCCCCUGAGGAGUAUCUGUGCCAAGAGCUGCACCGUUGUAUGGAGGGUAUGGGCACGGAUGAAGACACCCUCGUUGAGAUCCUCUGUACCAGAACCAAGCCGGAGAUAGCCGCUAUUGUGGACACAUACGAACGAUUGUACGACCGCCCGCUGGCCGAGCACAUGUGCUCCGAGACGUCGGGCGACUUUCGCCGCCUCCUGACACUCAUUGUCGUCUCUGGUGCGAAGGGGGCCCGCGCAGACGAGGCGCCGGCCGACCCCGAGCGGGCCCGCGAGCUCGCGCAGGAGUUGUACGACGCCGGGGAGGCCAAGUGGGGGACCGACGAGGAGGUCUUCAACAGAAUCUUAGCCCACGAGAGUUUCGCCCAGCUCCGCCAGAUCUUCGAGGAGUACAAGAACAUCGCGGGGCGCACCGUCGAGCAGGCCAUCAAGGCGGAGAUCGACGGAGAGCUCAAGGACGCGCUGUCCGCCAUCGUGGAGUGCGUGGAGGACGCGGCCGGCUGGUUCGCGCGGAGGCUGCGCCGCGCCGUGCAGGGCGCCGGCACCGACGAUAGGGCUCUGGUCAGGAUCCUCGCCACCCGCGCCGAGGUAGACCUCGAUAACGUCAAGCUGGAGUACGAGAAGCUGUACGACAAGACCCUCCAGAGCGACAUCUCGGGAGAGACCUCUGGAGACUACAAAAGGGCUCUGGUAGCCCUCAUCGGACCAGCCUAAGAAGGCCUUUGCUGUUGGAAGCAUCCAUUCGAUGUCAUACAGAUUGCUUCUUAUUCCUCGAAUAUUUACAACAACGUUAACAAGGAUUAUUUAAAGAAAUUAGUAAUAUUGUAAUUGUAUUUCAAGUAAAAUUUAUUUUUUGUUAAGCUUUACGUGGCAUAUCUGAGCCAAUAGAUGUGAUUAUUUUCACUUUUAUCAUAAAAAUACAAUAGAUUUUUUUGUAUGAAAAUAAACAAAAUCGUACAAUUUGAAAGUACGUUCAUUUUGUUUAAAUUAAAACAACUGAACAGACUGAGAUAGCUGAAUAAUAUCCUUUAUUAUCAUUAAAUUAAUUUAAUAAACUAUUUAUUUUGUCAUUGAUAACAAUUAUACAUUUUAUAAAUUCUAAAUCUUCAAUUGUAAGUGCACGCAUUAGGUACUUUGUACAAUCGCCUUAUUAAUGUCAUGAAACAUGAAAUUGUUGUCAAUUUAAUAUUUUAUCGCGUGUUUUUGCAUUCCGAAUCAUAUUUUGUGAGGUCCGUGUUUUUAGUAUUCAGUUAAGCUUUAAAAGUUUAUAAAAAUAUUUACUAUUUAAUAAAUAGCUGUGUACAAUA
Molecule: messenger RNA, 1824 nt
Organism: Bombyx mandarina (wild silkworm)
Lineage: Eukaryota; Metazoa; Arthropoda; Insecta; Lepidoptera; Bombycidae
Gene: AnxB10
Product: Annexin B10
Cellular component (GO): vesicle membrane; nucleus; plasma membrane
Molecular function (GO): calcium-dependent phospholipid binding; calcium ion binding; phosphatidylserine binding
Source: RefSeq, a predicted model, not a curated record